Symbiodinium sp. CCMP2592 is the source of this 339-nucleotide messenger RNA. NCBI's taxonomy places the organism in Eukaryota, Dinophyceae, Suessiales, Symbiodiniaceae. The record is from the annotation of a GenBank genome assembly.
AUGCAAAAGAUUUUGCGCGAGCUGGAUGAUGGCGCCAAGGAGAGCUGCUGGGCUUGGUACAUCUUCCCCACAGAGAAGGCUGGGAUGUGCGACUUUGAUGAGACACGCAUCACGGCCGAGAAUGCCAAAGACUUAUGCGAUCCCGAGAUCAAUGCCUCUGCGGGCCACUGGCAGCAGUGCCUGCAGGAGAUCUGUCGUCUUUUGGAGGAACGUAACGCGAUUCCGCCGGACAGCCACGUUCUGCCUCGCAUCGAUCACGGCCGUGUUCACUGGUUCAUCAAGUUCUGGCAAAGCUACGAACACUCGCCACGAUGGAUGCAAGAGGCCCCGGAUGCUUGA